This is a messenger RNA of Merops nubicus (carmine bee-eater), 1936 nucleotides long. Its product is annotated as sorting nexin-13. The transcript is spliced from 15 exons. Bases 42 to 1766 code for a protein of 574 amino acids. Gene Ontology annotation, molecular function: phosphatidylinositol binding. NCBI's taxonomy places the organism in Eukaryota, Metazoa, Chordata, Aves, Coraciiformes, Meropidae. Gene Ontology annotation, cellular component: early endosome. The record is from RefSeq and is a predicted model, not a curated record.
CAAUAACUAUGGUGGCAUGAUGACUGUUUUCUGUAGAUUACAUGCAGCAGACUGGUGGCCAAGCACAUCUGUUUUUCUGGAUGACAGUGGAAGGAUACAGGGUUACGGCACAGCAACAGCUGGAGGUACUUCAAAGCCGGCAGAAAGAUGGAAAACAUCAGACUAAUCAAACCAAGGGUCUAUUAAGAGCAGCUGCAUUUGGUGUUUAUGAGCAAUAUUUAUCAGAAAAGGCAUCUCCAAGAGUUAAUAUCGAUGACAACUUAGUAGCAAAACUGGCAGAAACACUGAACCAUGAGGAUCCAACACCUGAAAUCUUUGAUGACAUUCAGAGGAAGGUGUAUGAAUUGAUGCUGCGAGAUGAAAGAUUCUACCCUUCGUUCAAACAGAAUGUGUUGUAUGUGCGUAUGCUAGCUGAGCUGGGUAUGCUGAAGGAUCCUAGUUUCAGAGGAUCAGAUGAUGGAGAAGGAGAAUCUUUUAAUGGAUCGCCUACUGGCAGCAUAAAUCUGUCCUUAGAUGACCUUUCAAAUGUCCCUUCUGAUGAGACAGUUCAACUACAUGCAUACAUCUCAGAUACUGGAGUGUGCAAUGACCACGGCAAGACCUACGCGCUGUAUGCGAUCACGGUCCAUCGGCGAAGCCCAAACAGUGAAGAGACUUGGAAGACAUAUCGACGCUACAGCGACUUCCAUGACUUUCACAUGAGGAUCACUGAGCAGUUUGAAAACCUUGCAAAUAUACUGAAGCUUCCUGGCAAAAAGACAUUCAACAAUAUGGACAGAGAAUUUUUGGAAAAAAGGAAAAAAGAUUUAAAUGCCUAUUUGCAGCUCCUGUUAAAUCCUGAAAUGAUGAAGGCUUCUCCAGCUUUAGCCCAUUACGUUUAUGACUUCCUUGAGAAUAAAGCCUACAGCAAAGGGAAGGGGGAUUUUGCAAGGAAGAUGGACACAUUUGUAAACCCACUGCGUAACUCUAUGAGAAAUGUAUCAAAUGCAGUCAAGUCUCUCCCUGACAGCCUGGCAGAGGGAAUGACUAAAAUGUCAGACAACAUGGGUAAAAUGUCAGAGAGACUGGGACAAGACAUAAAGCAAUCAUUUUUCAAGGUGCCUCCUUUGAUCCAAAAAACCUAUUCAGAUCCUGACCAUUGCCGCGUUGCAGCACCAAUUGAUGACAAUGUGGAUGACAAUAUUCCACUGAGAGUAAUGCUCCUCCUUAUGGAUGAAGUCUUUGAUUUAAAGGAAAGAAAUCAAUGGUUAAGACGAAAUAUAAAAAAUCUUCUUCAGCAACUGAUUAGAGCAACAUACGGUGACACAAUUAAUAGAAAAAUAGUUGAUCACGUUGAUUGGAUGACAUCUCCUGAGCAAGUGGCAGAUGCGGUGAAACGCUUCAGAGAUGCUUUUUGGCCCAAUGGCAUUUUAGCAGAGACUGUUCCACGGAGGGACAAAGCUAUUAGAAUGAGAACAAGAGUGGCAGGGAAGACCAAGUUACUGGAGGUAAUGCCAGAUGAACUGAAGCACAUCAUAGGCGCUGAGACGACGCGGAAGGGCAUUCUUCGGGUCUUUGAAAUGUUCCAGCACACGCAGCUGAAUAAGAGAAUAGUGUACGUGUUUCUAGAGAGAUUCCUGGAAACCUUAUUUCCACAAAAUAAGUUCCGUGAGCUCUUCAACAAACUGCACUCACGGUCAAAGCAGAUGCAGAGGUAUAAGCAGAGACUACAUUCUACCCAAGCACCUUCCUUGCAGAAAAGUCUUCUAGUGUCACAUGUUAGGUAAUUAAUGCAUCUGUAAGACCUGUGGAUCUUCUCAUCUUCACUUGUAAUUCAACCACUACCAGAAGGGUUUGCGUGUCUUAAAUGAUUUGUUGCGUCUUCAUGCAACAUUGAGAAGAAAGAAUACUGGCCCAAUACAUGAGAAUGCUGAUUCCUUCCCUUCCUGAGUCGAUG